Messenger RNA from Colletotrichum navitas, 1224 nucleotides. RefSeq lists its product as uncharacterized. The transcript has a single exon. The record is from RefSeq and is a predicted model, not a curated record. The annotation marks the transcript as partial. Lineage: Eukaryota; Fungi; Ascomycota; Sordariomycetes; Glomerellales; Glomerellaceae.
GCCCAAAAAGUACCGGCCUGGAAACGAUUGGGCCUCAAGCUCAAGCAGCCCGCAUCCGGCGCAGAGAUUGGCGGCCCUGCUCCCGCUGAGGGAUCGAAGCCCAACGGGCAACAACUCCACGACCGGCACGCCAGCGGCCCCGUCGCCAACGCCGCCAACGCCUCCCCGGCCGCCGCCGCCGCCGCCAAAAGGAAACGUCUCGAUCAACAAGCUCCCCCUGCGUCCAGCUCCCCCUUCAAAAAGACCCGCACGGACGACUCGUCCGGCUAUGCAACCCCGACCCUGAGGAAGCAAAAGUCCGUCACCUUUGCCGAGGACGUCAAGAACCCUGCCGCCGCCGAACCGAAAAGGAAGAGCAAGGGCCCGAAGAAGGCGGCCAAGACAGCGACGCAGCAGCCCACCGCAGACAUCAAGCCCUCCCUCGAGUACCUCCGGAACUGGAAGUCGUCCCGCGAGACCUGGAAGUUCAACAAGAACCAUCAGACCAUCCUGAUGAAGCGUGUCUUCCACGCCGAUGCGAUCCCCUCGAGCGAUAUCGCUACCUUCUACGACUACAUCCAAGACCUUAAGGGCUUCACGAGGACUCGCUUGAAGGAGACGGCGGCGGAGGUCAGGAAGGAGGAUACCGACAAAGGGAAGGCAGCCUUCCCCGAAGGCACGCCGGACAUGGACUCGAAGCAGUCCGAGUACGAGAAGGUGCUCGCCGGCCUGAUGCAGCUUGGCUCCGGCUCCGGCUCCAAGAGGAAGCGCUUCGACGAGCCCGGCUUCGUGUCGCAGUCCACAGACGUCGCCAUCACGCAGCGGGUCAUCAAGCGUAUGCGGGCCGAGACGAUACUGGAGGAACUGUCCGAUAGCGACGACAGCGAUGCCAUGACUGUCGAUACCGAGGAGGCUACCACGGCGACCCAAGAGGCGGCUGCUGCCCAGGACGAGACCGUCGACAAGAGGGUCAAGCUCAACGACGGCACGAAGCAACCCACUGCCCGUCGCCGUAAGAGACGUACUAAUGUCGACUCGAGCUCCGAGUCCUCUGAUUCCGAGUCGGAAUCCGAUUCGGACAACGACAGCGACAGCGACAGCGACAGCGACUCGGACGACUCUGACAAUGCGAGCGAAAUCCAGCGUCAGGCUGCUCAGCGCGAGGCCGAGACCUCGAGCGAGUCGUCGUCGUCUUCGGAAGAGGAGGACAGCAGUAGUGAGGAUGACAGCGAUGAAGAAGAGGAG